This is a messenger RNA of Leptomonas pyrrhocoris, 353 nucleotides long. RefSeq lists its product as hypothetical. The coding region runs from base 33 to 353 and encodes 106 amino acids. The transcript has a single exon. NCBI's taxonomy places the organism in Eukaryota, Euglenozoa, Kinetoplastea, Trypanosomatida, Trypanosomatidae. The record is from RefSeq and is a predicted model, not a curated record.
AGACAUGCGCUUUGAUAGGUCACGUAAACGACAUGUACAGCCCUGAAGUGGAUUGGCUGCUCGGCACGGAGAGCGAGCAGCGCCGCGAAGGCAUGAAGAGCGCUAUCCUCCGAGGCGAGGAGCACUUUGCAUCCUCUCCAGUGUCUAAGCCCGGUGCACGUGCACGUGCGCGUGGCGCGCUGACGGGGGAUCGCACGGCGGUGUUCUUUGACGAUAACACCUCUCGCCUUACCUCCGCCGUACAAGGCGCUGAUGGCGGCACUGCCGCUGUGCUCGUGCUGAACGGACUGCCCCGACGAGGUCCGCACGAGCCCGCGGAGGUGUUUUCGUCGAUGCCUGCUCGUUACCUAUAG